Messenger RNA from Lingula anatina, 653 nucleotides. RefSeq lists its product as uncharacterized. NCBI's taxonomy places the organism in Eukaryota, Metazoa, Brachiopoda, Lingulata, Lingulida, Lingulidae. The record is from RefSeq and is a predicted model, not a curated record. Gene Ontology annotation, molecular function: protein binding.
UCUGAGCUGAUUAUUUCAAGACAAAAGAGAAAGAGGACGCCAUUGACACCUCGGAGAAUUAAGUCAACUGCCAGGAUGUCUGUAAUGGAUCUCUGCCAAGCUGCUGCGGACGGAGACUUGCAGAAGUUAACGAACCUACUGAGAGCCGGGACCUUGGAUGUCAACACAACUGACGAGUUAGGAAGUUCACUACUACACUUGGCUGUAAAGCAAGAUGCCACACAGUGUGUCCAGCUUCUCCUCCAGCACGGGGCGGAUCCUAAUAUACAGGGCAAAAGGAAAGGAUUGUUUACAAGGCUAUGGGGCGGUGAAGAUGGACGUACACCACUACACUUGGAUGCAGAGCAAGGUGCCACAAAGUGUGUCCAGCUUCUCCUCCAGCACGGGGCGGAUCCCAAUGUACAGGACGGGGUAAGUAUGCGAGGAAAUGUGCUUGAGGUGUGUGGUCUGUUUAAACUUCUCUAUUAAAACAUUAUAUCAAACAUUUAAAAAUGUCACUGUGAGAUUUAUUUUGCUGCCGUAUCUUACAAUUUCCCAUCACAAAAGCAACAUACAUUCAACAUCCUUCCUACAAUUGAUAAUUACGGACUUGGAAUAAUUUUUAUAAAAAGGCUUUAUGACUAGUCAUAAACAUUAUUUACAAACAGUGGACU